Messenger RNA from Medioppia subpectinata, 702 nucleotides. The record is from the annotation of a GenBank genome assembly. Lineage: Eukaryota; Metazoa; Arthropoda; Arachnida; Sarcoptiformes; Oppiidae.
AAAGUCAUCGACUUAACAGAUGUCACACAAGACUACAAGACACAGUUCCUUCCGCGGGAACUGUUUGCCAUUAAGAAACUUCGCCACCGAUUUAUUGUCACCACAUUUGACUCGUUCUUCGUGUCCACCCGUGUCUUCAUUGUGAUGGAGUUGGCGACCGGCGGUGACCUCCAGGACAUGAUCGACAAACUCAAGCGUCCCGUCGAUGACAGUAAAGCCCGCGUUAUCUUCAGACAAGUGGCCGAAGGACUGAAUUACAUCCAUAACGAGGGCGUUGUUCACCGCGACCUCAAGUGUGACAACGUUUUGCUGUUUGAUGACCAGAAAGUGGCCAAAUUGACUGACUUUGGGUUCGCCCGCACCUCAUAUCUCUCGCCCACCGGUCAAAGUGUUUUGGUGGCGACCACUUGCGGGACUCAAGAGUACUGUUCCCCUGAGUUGUUAAGUAAUCAUCCUUUUAAGCCGAAGCCCAACGACUGCUGGUCUCUCGGAGUUGUCCUAUACGUGAUGACCACCCGUAAGACUCCCUUCCCUUUGAGACAUCAGAGGCGCAGACAAUUGAAGAAGAAGUACUCAAAGACUGGCAUUACUAAUGAUGACUGCAAAGACCUGAUCCAGAAGAUACUCGAACCCGAGGUUAGCCGUCGGUUAACCAUUGGCCAAAUACUCGCCCAUAAAUGGAUUUGUAAUAUAAUUGUGUAA